CUAGCCAAUCAGCACUUUCUCCUUUUCUGUUACCCCGAAAAUUUGAUUCUAAAAUACCAAUAUUCAGACAGAGAGCUGCCACAUCAAAAGACAAUGUAAUAGAUCGAUCAAUGAAACUAUCAGCAUUAAAUAGAAAGUUUCAAGCAAACAUGAUACUGAGUGAGCCAACUGCUCCUCAAGAAAAUGAAAUCGAUAAUGGGAAGUUUCAGAGAAAAGUUCUUUAUCAGUUAUCAAAUAUGGCUAACGAAAUUAAAGAUUUACGAAUAGCAGUGGAAAUGAUGGCCGUACCAAGUUUAGAGACUGUUGCUGAGGUCCAUCUAGAAGUUAUAGCUGGAGCUAUUGGGACCUUGAAUGGAUACAGAAAAUUAGAGGAGCAAUGUGGAGUUCUUGCUAAUCGAACAAUUUUACUUUGCCUUCUUUCACGAAUCGGAGGAUCAUCCAUUAAAGAUACUUCUAAGAAUCUAUUGAAAAGACUUUUUACAAAUUUUGUUAUGUCUCAUUUGAGUAUGGAUGGUAAAGGUUCUCUUAAAAAGCUUCCGUUUAGAGACUCUGCUCUGUGUCAACUUGUUGUUGGUGGCACUGGGAAAGGUGGCGCCCAUUUUUCCAAUUCUCAAGAUGGAGAGGCUGGCUUGAACGAUUCAAGCAAAGAUGAUGCUUAUUGUCAUGAAAGCGAUCAAUAUAAUGAUAAAUACGAUAAUUCAUAUUAUAAUAAUUAAAAUUAGUGUAAAUAUGUUUAAGACUUGCAUGUAUGAAAAAAAAUAUCUGUAUGUUUGA
Molecule: messenger RNA, 774 nt
Organism: Hydra vulgaris (swiftwater hydra)
Lineage: Eukaryota; Metazoa; Cnidaria; Hydrozoa; Anthoathecata; Hydridae
Source: RefSeq, a predicted model, not a curated record